Cylindrotheca closterium is the source of this 1227-nucleotide messenger RNA. NCBI's taxonomy places the organism in Eukaryota, Bacillariophyta, Bacillariophyceae, Bacillariales, Bacillariaceae. The record is from the annotation of a GenBank genome assembly.
AUGGCUCCAAACAUCCACCAUACACCACUAGUUCCAACCACCAUUGAGGACAAUCGAAUACGAUGUGCAAUCUUGGGGACAGGAAUGAUGGGGCAAGAGCACAUCAGUUACAUAUUGGGAUACUCUGAUGAAGUUCGUCUCGACUUUCUUUGCGACCCUUUCGAGAAAUCAUUGACAGAGGCAAGACGAUUGAUCAUGGAUAGCCCGUAUCACGAACCAAAGUAUCUGUCGAAUGAGGAAGAACUCCUAGCAAGCGCCGGAGAGAUUGACCUCCUUGUCAUUGCAUCACCAAAUUAUAUGCAUACACCUACGUUAUUGAGAUGGGGCGUUUAUAACAUCACGAUUCUAUGUGAGAAGCCGGUAUCAGUUUCCCAGGACCAGCAUGACGAAUUGAUUGCGGCAUCCAAGCUUCCCGAAUGGUCGGCUCGCUUGUGGAUUGCCAUGGAGUAUCGCUACAUUCCUGCAAUUGCCAAGCUCUUGUCUUUGUUGCCUGAGAUCGGAGAGCUCAAAAUGGUGACUAUUCGUGAGAACCGAUACCCCUUUCUCCAUAAGAUCGGGGAAUGGAACCGUGAUCGAUCAAAAACAGGGGAUACUUUGGUCGAGAAAUGUUGCCAUUUCUUUGACUUGUUCCGGCUAAUCACCAGGAAAGAAGUGGACCUAUCAAAGGUCCGGGCCUUGGCUCAGAGAGGUAUCAACUAUGGCCACGAAAACAACCAAUUCGAUGUUCCCAUUCUGGAUUCCGCAUACGUUACAAUGCCAUUUCGUGCUGAAGAUGGACGUUGCAACACCGUUGGCUGCCUUGAGCUAUGUAUGUUUGCAGAAGGUUCUCGUCACCAAGAGGAGAUCAUUGUGACUGGUAGCAAGGGGCGAUUGGAAGCCUACCUUCCAGAAAACAAGGUUUUCAUGUAUCGAAGACCAACAAUGGAAGAGUGGCAAGACAGAAGUAUCCCACCACCCAAGUCGUGCAUUCGUGAACAGGUCUUUGACUGCUCCAACGUCAAGGAUAUCCAUGGGAUUGCUGAGGAUAUUCCAACACAUGGUGGAUACCAUUAUUGUAGCACAGCUGUGGAGUGGUACUACCUCUUGGCAGCGGUGCAAAAGUAUAAAGAUGGUUCAAAGUUCCAACCACAUGUCUCGCUUUCAGAUGGGUUGAAGGCUGUGGAGAUUGGAAUCCAAGCGACUUCAACACUCGCUGAUGGUAUGGUGAGUGACUGCCGCGAUAUUUAG